UCUCGCCCCUUUAUUUGAAAAAAAAAAAAAAUAAUAAUAAUAAUUCUUUUUCUUUCUUUCCUCCUCACCUGACGUGUGUUCGUGAGUCGACGGACUCAUUUCAAACAGUUUUCAGUGAUACUUAAAAAAGCAAGUGGAAAAUAAUUCAACAAGUUCCGUGUUUUUCUUUGAAAAAAAAAAAAAAAUCCCCAAAAUGUUGUGACUUAUUAUUAUUUUUUUUUUUCCUGAGUGCAAUGAAGAUUGAAAUCCUUGUGUUUGGUGUGUGAUCGAUUACUCCGACAGGGCACGCAAAAAAAAAAAAAAGCCGCAUGGUGACGAGUCGUUGAACUCGUGAGAUCGUGCGGCCGCAGCCCCAAAAUAUAAAAGGUGGAGGUGAUUGUCUACAAAAAGGAAACACAAGAAUUCAGUUUUUUUUUUGAUUCUUAAAAUAAAAAAAAAAAAACGAAUUUAAUUCUCAUCGUGUGGAAAACGAAAAGAAAAAAAAGAUGGCGGGAUCGGAUGGAGCCAUCCUGCUGACGACGGCCAGGUGGAGCGGCAGCAGCGGGAGUGGUUCCUCGGGUCAAUGCGAGGACUCGCCUCACGUUUACCUUCACGAUGUCGUCAAAUCGGGCGAGUUGCCGCAACUGGUCCGCAUCGUCAAGGGCUCUUACCUGGGCCUGGGCGCACCCUCUUUGCCCAAUCCAUCUCUGUCAUCAACGGCCCUAGUGGCCUCGGCUGGUGUCAGUCUCCGACUGGCCGUCCAGUGCCUCAAAUUCAAAGACAAUCACAAGACGGUCAACGUCGGCCCAAAGUUGGCCAUCCCCGAAACUUUCGACGGUUACUUUGAAAUCCUCAAUGAAGACGGACGGGCCGUCAGGGGCAUCGAGUCGGUGAACGAGCUGGCACGCAAGUUUCCCGACUCUUGCCUCGUCCGUCAGAAUAUCAAAGUCUUCUACCAGCAGUCGACGGACAGCAGUGCCAAGUCGGCCGACCACGUUUGCCACAACAUCACCGAGCGCUCGCGGACGCUGAACGCAGGCGAGCUCCUCGUGUUGGUGGGCGAAGUGAGCAGCGGGGGUCUCCUCUCGCCGUCCAGCGCUGGCCAGCGCUACUUGCGCUGCCUGGACUCGAGAGGCGACCACGUUUACCUGCCGAUGGACAUGCGGGCCAAAUUCAGCGCCGUCGCCAAAGAGGACAACCAACAGGGCAUCAGCGGCGUCCAUCGCAUCCGCGCCCUCCUCAACAAACGGCUCCCGUUGACCGUGAGAAUGGUGUCGGGCAGCCCGCCAGCCGGACUGAAAAUCGGCCAACAAUUCUGCUACGAAAUGCGGCUCCUGGCCAGUUUUAAAGAAGAGAUGAUCGUGGCUAUGCCUUUGGGUGUCAACCAGGCCAAAACGUCGACCGAUGGGCCGGGGGUAGUCAUCAUCCCGCCGACCGUUUCGCUCAAACUCCAAUUGCCCGUUAACCGACAGACCCUCAAGGCUACCAAGGAAUUCGCACGGAUGACGGAGCGCUGCCUACACCAGUACGGCCUCCUCUCGGACCGCAUCCAGGUCUACGACGCCCAUUUCAGCAAGAACUUGCGCUUCGACGGGCAGCACUGGCGGGUGCCCGUCCCGCUGCUCCUGGCUCCGCUCAGACGGAGCACCUCAGACCUGAUCCAAUCGAUCACCGGACACGGCGGCAACAGGAAACAUUCGCCCGAGAGUUCCAUGAACGUCCUACAGUCACUGACGACCGAAGAAUUGCCCGAAGCGGACGAAGACGGCCAGCAGGACGAGCUGCCGGUCGAGUACGACGAGAUCGACCAGAUCUACGACUACAUCCGCGGUUUCGCCCCACUGCCCAAGAACCUGAAGACGUCGUCGUCGACCUACGACAUCUUCAACGAAUCCAACCGGAGUAACAGGAAGUCGGAGCAGCGUCGCAACCUCUACAACAAAAUGGUCGUCGGUAAGAACACGUCCGAGUACAGUCAUCAGCAAAAAAUUCCAGUCAACGCCAGUCAAAAAUGCAAACCGGUUCCGCCUCCGCUGGAAACGAUUCCGACUCACCGGAACCGGAUCAACAGCCACAGUAAGGAGGUCAUCAGCAGUGCCGUGUCCACCGAGAAAGAGGAGCAGGUCCACAACAAUAGCACGGCCGUGACCAGCAUCGCGGUGAAUCACGGCGCUUCGUCGCCCGAACCUGUUGCCAAACCGCGCAUGUACAGACAGCGCAGCGCCCUGGCCGCAGGCGCCGCCCCAUCGGCUGCCGUCCAGCGGCUUUACAGCAAGAAUCCGGCGGCGGUAGUGAUACACCGUUCGCCCGGCAUGCUGAGUCCGGCCGAGAGCAAGCAAUCGCUGACUCCGUCGCCUCUUUUCAACAUCCGCUACAAGUCGAUGACGAAUUUACUGGCCGCUUCGGCUGCCGACUCGGACACUUUGGGGUCCAGCCAGAGCGGGGGUCGGUGUUCGGGCGGAUCGGCCGGAUCCGCCGCCGUCCGGUCGCCGCAUCACCCGAACCAGCAGCGCCUUCAUCAUCACGCGCAGAAGCAGCAUUACGCGAGGCAAGUGUCGGCGCCGCCAGUGUCACAACACCGGCUGUUCCAGCUACAUCGACCGCGAUCGCUGACUGAUUUACUGUGGGGCCGCAACAGCGAGAGCCAGCGCAACAAUCGGUCGGCUAACACCAAAUCGCCUUUGAAAAUUCAAUUGCACCCGACUGUGGUGGCUGAUGUCAUCCCGUCGAGUUCCAGCCGAACGUCUGGACCGAAAAGGGAGGUCGCCGGCCGUCGCCGACACUCGGGAUCCAACCACCUGCUCAAUACAGCCGCCGGAAAUGGAUCCAGCAGCACUACCACUAAGAAACACACCAUCUUCUAUCACCUGUAAUAACAGCAACAACAACAACACAUAUGCCUUCUUCUUUUCUUGCCUGACCUUGUACUUUUUGUUUGUUUCUGUUCCGUGUGUGUCUGUGUGUAUGUGUGUGUGUAAGGCGCUGUUUAUUUCAUUUGGUUUGCUUCAUCAUCUUCUGUUUUGUGUUUUCUUUUUUUUUUUUUUUUUUUUUUUUAAUGUUCCGGGGUUGUUAUUUUUCCUUCUUGUUUCUUCUAUUCCGCGUUCCAGCUUGAAUUUUUGUUCUUUUUUUUCCUUCUUGGAAUUGCCUUCCAAACACACACAAAAAUGAUCAGCGCUAAAAAUCACUUCAUCUUUAACGAAAUGCCACAUAUGCAAGUUCUAAUGUCAAUCCUUUCUGAAUAGGAAAGGUAAUUAUUAAUAUUUUGUUUCGAUAUUUUUCAAAAUGCAUUCGCGUCAGAGUCAAAUGUCAACCUGUAGAUUACGAGAGAGUGAAAUCUAAACUUUAAACAAAACAAAAAAAUAUGAAGAAGAAAACGAAAGGGCAAACGGAAGUGGAAUCACAACAAGAGAAAAGUAAAUUUGUACUUAAUUAAAUUAAAAAAAAUAAUGCCGAGCCGUGUAUCGUUACGUUUCUUCAACGCGUGUUUAUUUUUGUCAGAGAAAAUUGUUUUUUUU
This is a messenger RNA of Daphnia carinata, 3494 nucleotides long. RefSeq lists its product as uncharacterized. The record is from RefSeq and is a predicted model, not a curated record. The transcript has a single exon. NCBI's taxonomy places the organism in Eukaryota, Metazoa, Arthropoda, Branchiopoda, Diplostraca, Daphniidae. Bases 486 to 2852 code for a protein of 788 amino acids.